GAGGCCGGGUGAGACUGCAGCGCUGCGGCGGAGCCCCGGGCCGGCCGCCUCAUGCACCCGCCCGGCGCCCCGCUCGCCAUGGCCGAGGGCGCCUUCUCGCUGGCCGCCCCGGCGGCGCGGAGCCCCGGGGGAAACCCGUCGAGGCUGCACAGCAUCGAGGCUAUCCUGGGGUUCACCAAGGAAGACGGGCUGCUGGGCGCCUUCCCGCCCGACGGCAGCGCCAAGGAAGCGGACCAGCGGGGGCCCCAGCAUUGCCUACCCAAGAUGCCCGCAGAGCCGCCGCCGGCCGAGCCCCAGGGCCGCGCCGAGCGCUUCCAAGGUGAGCGCUGUGGGCAAACGCCGGGUGCCGGGGAGCCGUAUUGUCCCGGCAGCGCCAGUCCCGAGCUGCCCGCUGGCAGUAGCGGAAAGGGGAAGCCGUCGGAAGAGGAGCAGCCCAAGAAGAAACACCGGCGAAACCGCACCACUUUCACCACGUACCAGCUUCACGAGUUGGAGCGUGCCUUUGAGAAGUCCCACUACCCCGACGUGUACAGCCGCGAGGAGCUGGCCAUGAAGGUCAAUCUGCCCGAAGUCCGCGUCCAGGUUUGGUUUCAGAACAGAAGGGCUAAGUGGAGGCGGCAGGAGAAACUGGAGGUGACCUCCAUGAAGCUGCAGGAUUCACCCAUCUCGUUCAACUGCUCACCACAGGCAACACCCAUGGGUCCUCUGAACAGCAGCCUGCCCCUGGAGACAUGGUUCAGUCCGCCGGUGCCCAGCAGCACAGCCCUGCAGACCCUGCCUGGCUUUGUGGCCUCGCCUCAGAGCCUGCCCAGCAGCUACACACCACCGCCCUUCCUGAACUCUCCAGCAAUGACCCAUGCGCUGCAGCCCCUGGGGGCCAUGGGGCCACCGCUGCCUUAUCAGUGUGGGGCCACCUUUGUAGACAAGUUCCCUUUGGAUGAGGCAGACCCACGCAACACCAGCAUUGCUGCCCUGCGGCUGAAGGCCAAGGAGCACAUCCAGUCCAUCGGCAAGCCCUGGCAGACAAUCUGA
Molecule: messenger RNA, 1032 nt
Organism: Prinia subflava (tawny-flanked prinia)
Lineage: Eukaryota; Metazoa; Chordata; Aves; Passeriformes; Cisticolidae
Gene: RAX
Product: retina and anterior neural fold homeobox
Exons: 3
Coding region: 52-1032 (326 amino acids)
Biological process (GO): positive regulation of transcription by RNA polymerase II
Molecular function (GO): RNA polymerase II cis-regulatory region sequence-specific DNA binding; DNA-binding transcription factor activity, RNA polymerase II-specific
Source: RefSeq, a predicted model, not a curated record